Molecule: messenger RNA, 825 nt
Organism: Musa acuminata subsp. malaccensis (wild Malaysian banana)
Lineage: Eukaryota; Viridiplantae; Streptophyta; Magnoliopsida; Zingiberales; Musaceae
Source: RefSeq, a predicted model, not a curated record
AUGCAGCAGUUCCUCAGGUGGUGGUGGUGGCUGUUGCUGUGGGCUCUGAGUUGCUGUGUCUUCUCCACAGAUGGAGCUGCAAACAUCACAAGAGUCAUCAUUGUUGAUCAAAGUGGGCAAGGAAAUUUCACAACUCUUCAAUCUGCUAUUGACUCACUCCCUGAUGGCAACUCACAGUGGAUACAAAUUUAUAUCAAACAAGGAACUUACAGACGUAAUAAUCUUGCUUCCUGGCAGAACACAUUCAAGUCCGGAAGUGAAAGGCAUCUGCAGGCAGUAGCAGCACUAGUGGGAGGAGACAGGAACUCGUUCCACGACUGCGCCUUCAUCGGCUACCAAGACACGUUAUGUGACUAUCGUGGACGACACCACUUCGAUAAGUGUUGGAUCGAAGGCGCUAUUGAUUUCAUCUUCGGCUUUGGUCAAUCCGUCUACAGUCGAUGCGUGCUGAACUCGGUGGACGGCGGUUGGUUAACUGCGCAUGCCAAGACGAGUGCCGACAGCCCUGGCGGGUUCGUGUUCAAGUACUGCACCAUUCGUGCUACAAAAAUGACCUACUUGGGAAGAGCAUGGAACCAACACUCCACAGUAUUGUUCCAUAAGACGUGGAUGCCAUCCACCAUUAGGCCUGAAGGGUGGGAUGCUUGGCAUGUCAUACCAAAUCAGUACCAAAUGACCUAUGUAGAGGAUGGAAACAUCGGAGCAGGUUCAAAUACCUCUGGAAGAGUCAGCUGGUUAAAGAGUCUCCCACCCGAACAGUUGCAAGGCUUCCUCAGCAGCAUCGAGUUUUUGGGCCCCGAUCGAUGGUUUGAUAAGCAGCCAUAG